AUGCGAAGAAUUAAUAUAGUUUUUUUUAUAUGUAAGCUUUCAUUCAGUAAAAUAAUAAACCAUUGCAAAUAUUUUGUAAGUUUUAGUAGUCAGAGCUGUUUGCUGUUACAGAAUCUCAUAUUACUUAUGGUUUGGCUGCUUUCUUUGUGUUUGUUUACAGAAACCUCCAUGAACAACCUGAAUGACCCCCCCAGAUGGAACAUUCAACCAGAUCCCAGAGGAAGAGAGGGGGCUGCUGGUGAUGGAAACCAGUGGAACUAUGCCCUGCUGGUCCCCAUGCUGGGACUGGCUGCUUUUCGUAAGUUAAAAGGGCCUGUGGUCCUUAUGGGUUUCUACAUAUUUCAAUAUCCAAGAGAAGCAAACCAGUCUGGGUUAUGUGGGGAAAUACUGGGCACAAAUGGCAGCAAACACAUAUCUUCCUGUUUCUUGUGUUUCAUCAUGUCAGGUUGGAUCUGGACUCGUGAAUCUUUGAGGGAGAUUGAGAAGGUUAAAGCUCAGUAUGACAGAGAUGUGUGUACGAUACAAAGUGACAUGGAUGCGCGUUACCGGGACACACUUACAGAGAGCCGCAGAGCAGCGGCUACACUGGAGCUGGAACUGGAGAAGGAGAGGCAGAGGGCGAAAGGUUACCAGCAGGCUCUGGUCUCACACUCCCAGCAUCUUAUACAGGAACGCAAACAGAUGGAGCAGGAGCGAGAGGCCUUGAAUGACCAGAAGCAUAAGUUUGUAAAGUGUGGAGCUGCAGGUACUGUUCUGCACGACGCCCUGGAAAAAGAAAACAGCUGGUACCUUCGUGCUGCAGCCGCCCUGAAGGAGCUAGAAGGCCUGCUGGUGGAGCGGCAGAACGCCUACUGCUCUGUAAUCCAUCCUCGGGAGAACCGGCUGGAGAUGGAGAGAAACAUCCUCCUUAAGGUUGUCAAGGAUCCUGUCGUGGCAGAUCUGGAUCUAGAGUCUGACCUCAAGGAUAUUUUUAAAAGAGACAAGCACUGUGCAGAUCUGCUGAACAUGGACAAGAGGAAGAACGGGAGCCUGAUGUGGGUUUACCUCAAGUACUGGCAGCUGCAGAUCACCAUGCAGAAACACAAACGAGCUGAAGAUGCUGUAACAGAAGGGAAGAUGCAGAGUCUCAAAAAGUGACACGAAACAGUUCUGGCCUGUUGUUGAACCUAGGGCUGGUCAUGAAAGCUGACUGUAUUUGGUCUGAUCUGAUAGGAAUGUUAUGCAAACAUCAGAGAGAGGAUUCAAAUCUUUUAUUGUUCCAUCAUGACCACAACCCUUAACUGUGCGAUGCGUUAAAAUGCACCAGAACCAGUUUUCCACAUAAAACACUUCGUCAUCUCAGAGGAAGGGUAUUUUUUCCCAGACAUAAAUUCACCGCUAACAUCAUUUAUAACACAGAUUAAAAUACUGCAUCUAGACACUCUUAACAACAUCUAUCAUUGAAAUUUAGUUUAAUUUCAUUUUGAAAUACUCAUUAAUAAACACAGGAGAUAUUUAUCCUGAUGGGUUCACCUCACCAGCCCUACUGCCGUUUUCUGCAUUAUUUGUUACAGAUUUACAAAACGUUCACAGCAGCCUGUGUCCUAGACAAGGUGUGGGAGGUGCUUCACACAUCAGCAUGUGAAGAAAGUAUCCCAUAAGCAAGUAAAUGGAACAAAACACCAGGCAAGCUCAUGUAAAGAGAACAAACUGAGGUUUGUAGCAGUUUUAUUUGUUGACUAGGCCGCUCCAGUUUGUCUCUGAAACAGAAAAACUGGAAUUAAAUUAUGUUAAUCCAGAUUAGGGCUUGACGAUAAUUCAAUAGUUUAAUAUAUCUAUCAAUUGACACGUGGCGCGAUAGGAAAAAAAUGGGUCGAUAAAACUUUGAUUCCUUUUUUCAUUAUAACCUAUUAGGUAGCAGCAAACUAGACUCACUACUUACUCCUAACCAAUCAAAACUACAGACUCGAGCACGCUACAUCACCAGGCCCUCCCCUCUCGAGCCAAAACAGCAUGAGGCAGCAAGAUAUUGCAGCGAGAAGAGGCGGAGAAAAAAUAAAACGGGCAGGUCUGCACGUAAAAUAUAUUUAGUACAAUUUAAAAAAUAUUCUUCAAUAAUUAUUGAUAUUGAUCAAUGUAUAAUUUUUUUUAUUGAUAUACUUUUUUUCUAUAUUGUCCAGCCCUAAUCCAGAUUAAAUGAAAACUAGUGCAAUCUUUUAAAUCAUGUUCUAGUUUGGAAAUGGGCUCCCCCAGAAACCUCUAUGUAAUGCAUAGCCUGAUUAAAAGUCACAUUGAACUGUG
Messenger RNA from Nothobranchius furzeri (turquoise killifish), 2280 nucleotides. Its product is annotated as coiled-coil domain-containing protein 127. Lineage: Eukaryota; Metazoa; Chordata; Actinopteri; Cyprinodontiformes; Nothobranchiidae. The record is from RefSeq and is a predicted model, not a curated record.